Molecule: messenger RNA, 1011 nt
Organism: Miscanthus lutarioriparius
Lineage: Eukaryota; Viridiplantae; Streptophyta; Magnoliopsida; Poales; Poaceae
Source: the annotation of a GenBank genome assembly
AUGGGCUCCAAUGCCAGAGCAGCGGACGGUAACACACAACACAAGGAGCUUGCGAUCGAGCUGCGUUGCGAGGGCAGAGAAAGAGACGGGCAGUGCAGUGAUGAAGAUAAGGACCUGCCCUUUGGAAGCACACACACACAAACCAACACUGACAUCACAGGGGGUAGCAAGACACACUACUACAAACAGGCUGAUCAGCUGAUGCCCGGUGGCUUCAGGAUCUUGCCAAGGUCGAAGAUCCAGGAGGUGAUCCUGCGGAGGAGAUCGAGGUCAAUGAACAGCGCCGGCGCGCAGAGGAGCCACGUCCCCGAUCAGGCCGCGAGCUCGUCGACCGUUCCAUCCGACGGCGACGGCGGCGGGGCCGGGGCAGACGCCGCCGGCAGCAAGAGUGCCGCUGCACGUGCCCUGUUCGCCUCCCCGAGGCUGCUGCACUCUUCCUCCCUGCCCGCCGGCACCUUCGCCUUCGUCAAGAGCCCCCGCGCGGGAUGCCGAGUCCGAGACGUCCUUCUCCAUGAGCCCGACGUCCGUGCUCGACGCGGCGGCGGCCUUCGCGCCAGGUCCGGACGGCGUCGGCAAGCGCCGCCGGCCGUGGCGGGCGCGGGACAACAACGGCCUCGCGGACGCGCUGGACUGCAGCGACCACCACCACCAGCAGCAGCAGGAGCGGAUCGUGCUCGCGGCGACGUCGUCGUCCUCGCUGGUCAGGUCGUGCUCCCUGGACCGCCGCGUCGAGUUCGGCGUCAAGAACAAGAGCUCGUGGCUGCCCCUCAGCACCUGCAGCGGCCGCGAGGCUACGUCGCCGGCGCCGGCCGAUCCGCGGGAGAUAAUAGAAACGUCGUCGGAGGACUACACGUGCGUCAUCUCCGCGGGCCCAACCCGAGGACGGUGCACAUCUUCGGCGACCGCGUCGUGGAGGGCGGCGCCAGCGCCGGCGCCGCAUCGGAGAGGGAGAGCUCGCCGCGGCCGAUCAAUCUGCCGCCGCGCGGCGACCGGGGAUUCUUCAGCCUCUGA